UCAGAUAAUUUGACAUAUUUUUCAGACAGUAUUUCAUCACAGAGUAGUAGGUGUACUAAAGCAGUAUUAAGUUGUAUGUACGUGGUCUCAAAGCUGUGCCCAUGCCUCGGGUCUUCACUUGAAGGGGCGGGGAUCCCCCCGUCGCUCCUCCCCCUCCGGGCUGCCGUCACCGGGGCUGCUGGACCGGCGCAACUCGGCACCAAACAACCAGCCACCGGCUGCUUCUGCUGCUGCUCCUCCGUGUUGAGAGAAGACCCGGUGCAGCCAGGAGCCUCCCCGCCGACACUGCUCGUCUUUCCUCACCGCAAACGUCAUGGCCUCCGACGGCAUGGACGAGCGAUCUCCUCUGCUGUCGGGCCCCAACUCUGAGAAUGUGACCCCCACUGCUCCCCCGUACCUGCAGGAUCCGAGCCCCCGAGCCGAACUACCUCCUCCUUACACAGCCAUCGCCAGCCCGGACGCCGGCGGUGUGCCAGUCAUCAACUGCCGCGUCUGCCAGUCCCUCAUCAACCUGGAUGGGAAGCUGCAUCAGCAUGUGGUCAAGUGCACUGUCUGCAACGAAGCUACGCCCAUCAAGAACCCUCCAACAGGGAAGAAAUACGUGAGGUGUCCCUGUAACUGCCUGCUCAUCUGUAAAGACACGUCCAGGAGGAUAGGAUGUCCUCGACCAAACUGCAGACGCAUCAUCAACCUGAGCCCAGUGAUGGUGAUCCCAGAGGAGCAACCUGCCCAGCCAGCUCUGCCCAUCCAACCUGAGGGGAUGAGGGUGGUGUGUGGUCACUGUGGCAACACCUUCCUAUGGAUGGAGCUCCGGUUCAACACACUAGCAAAGUGUCCCCACUGCAAAAAAAUAUCCUCAGUUGGCAGUGCGCUCCCAAGGAGGCGCUGUUGUGCUUAUGUAACAAUAGGAAUGAUCUGCAUUUUCAUUGGAGUGGGUUUAACAGUUGGUACUCGGAACUUUGCCAUCCGCUACAACGCCACCUACGUCUCCUGGGCAUUGGCCUACCUGCUGGGCCUCAUCUGUCUGAUACGAGCCUGCUACUGGGGGGCCAUCAAAGUCAGCUACCCCGAGAACAGCUUCUCCUAGAGCGGGGUUUAGCUGGGGGAACAGUCGCCACUUUAAGUUGUUUCAUUGUGUUCAAGAUUUCAACCGAUCAUGUUCAGCGGAGUGGAAACGCCUGCAGAGUUUGUUGGAGAGAUGUAUGUUUGGAGGGUUGUUAUGUUGAAAAUGCAUCAUGUUGUGUUUGUUUUAAAGUGAACAAACCUACUCUAUGUCAGUCAGUCAGUCCACGAUGACUCAAAUCCAGCUAGGGUUUUGCCAGAAUCCUCCAGAAAACAGAAUCAAAAAGUUCAAUAAGCUAUGAUUUGUUUGAUGAAUGCCAAAAUUAGCUGAUUUUAAAAACGUAGACUGGCAAACUAGUUGGAUUUGGUCUUUGUGGGCUAAGUUUUUUGUUUUUUUUUCCUGCCACUUUACUUUUUUCUAACCAGACCAAAAUGAGACAACCUCUGAGAUUAGUUUGCCCAUUGCACUAUUAUUAUAUGCAAUUGUAUUAGUUCUUUUGCUGCUAGUUUGACUCCAUACUGUAAUGUAACCUUGCCUGUGUACACUGACAUAGUAUUGCUACAUGAUUUUAACUCUCAUCAUGAUCAGUUUUUAAAAGAUAUCCUCUGUGUGCCAACUUUGCUGCCCAGUAUUACUCCAUCAGAGCCUCAAAUCAACAGGAGUGUGUUUUUAUUUCAGCUUUUUUUUGUGCCAUGCAGCUUUAAGUCACAUCAGCAAUAACUGUUUUUUUGAACCUCCACGUGUUCCGCGCUGCAUUUUUGUUGCCUUCUUGACAGAAAUGAAAACAUGUUUGCAUGUUUAUCACAUUGUCCUUCCACGGAGGUUUAUUUUCCUGUUCCAGAGAGCUAGCUGAAGUGUUCAGUGCUCCUGUCUUUGCUCCUUCUGCCUGUGAGUUAGAAUGUAAACCCUCCUCGUCCUCCUGUCGCUUCUAUAGCUGCUCUCUGACCUCCGCUGAACUCUGUGCUAGCUCGCUAGAUUGCUGUAGGCUAACUCAGCAUCCUGUCUCUUGACCUUGACCAGUCUGCAAUCUUCUAACCUUGUUUUGAAUGUGAUGAUGAUGAUGUUGAGGAUGAUGAUAAUUAAGGAGAAAAUAUAUAAAAAGAAGCAUUGUAAAUAGUUCAAAUUCAGUACUUGGAAAACUGUAAUGAGAGGAUGAAGGAGAGGAGACUUGUGGGUCUUUUUAAAUGAUAAUUUAUCAAUAAAAAGCAAAAACUG
Cheilinus undulatus (humphead wrasse) is the source of this 2278-nucleotide messenger RNA. RefSeq names its product phosphatidylinositol-4,5-bisphosphate 4-phosphatase 2 (gene pip4p2). The coding region runs from base 314 to 1087 and encodes 257 amino acids. The transcript is spliced from 7 exons. Lineage: Eukaryota; Metazoa; Chordata; Actinopteri; Labriformes; Labridae. Gene Ontology annotation, biological process: phosphatidylinositol dephosphorylation. Gene Ontology annotation, cellular component: late endosome membrane; phagocytic vesicle membrane; plasma membrane. Gene Ontology annotation, molecular function: phosphatidylinositol-4,5-bisphosphate 4-phosphatase activity. The record is from RefSeq and is a predicted model, not a curated record.